Thyridium curvatum is the source of this 183-nucleotide messenger RNA. RefSeq lists its product as uncharacterized. NCBI's taxonomy places the organism in Eukaryota, Fungi, Ascomycota, Sordariomycetes, Thyridiales, Thyridiaceae. The record is from RefSeq and is a predicted model, not a curated record. The transcript is spliced from 2 exons. Gene Ontology annotation, biological process: protein secretion. Bases 1 to 183 code for a protein of 60 amino acids.
AUGGCUGCACCCAGCUAUAUUAUUUCAAGGGCGGUGGACCCGGUCUUCGCCAUUUUCAUUGGAGUCGCGGCUGCUGCAACCCGUAUCAACCGCGAGGAGAAAGAGAAGGGAAGGACGACUUCAGAGACUCUCGCGGCUGCGAAACGCCGUAUACUGGGUCUUUCCGGCAAGACAGCUGUAUAA